Molecule: messenger RNA, 2076 nt
Organism: Panicum hallii
Lineage: Eukaryota; Viridiplantae; Streptophyta; Magnoliopsida; Poales; Poaceae
Product: NAC domain-containing protein 71-like
Exons: 5
Coding region: 543-1604 (353 amino acids)
Biological process (GO): regulation of DNA-templated transcription
Molecular function (GO): DNA binding
Source: RefSeq, a predicted model, not a curated record
ACCCUCUCCCUACCCUCUCUCCCUCACACACCACAGCAGUUCUCAGAGAACGUCCUCUUCCUUCCCUAGCAUUGCUCUGGUUCAGCAGGUUAAUCGAAAGCCUGGACCACCACUUGUCCUUGUUCUUCAACAGAUCUUGUAGGCGCUCAUUAAUCUGGGUCUUAGUCAUAGCUUAAUCUAUCUAGCCAGGCUCUGAAGAAGUCUGUCCUGAUAAUGAUCUUGGGCUCCUGCUACUGCAUCGAACUCGUCAGCACCGCCUGCCCGCUGGGUCUCCACACCAGGAAGAGCUUUUAUUUCUGGAUCUUCCACAUCUUCAACAGAUACUUCCUCCUUGUUCAUUGACGCUAGCUAGUGCUUUCAUUCUCGCUCUACCACCUAUAUAUAUACAUAAGUGCUCUUCUGCCUGAACUAUUUACUGGGCAGUUGGCAUUAUUACUACAGCUAGUAGUACUGUUCCAUUCCAUCGGUAGCGGCAUUAUUUGCUUCUUCCUGAAUAGCUUGCAAGUGUACAUUCAUAUUACCCUCUCAUCUCGGCCAAUAUAAUGGGCACCAUGACCCUGCCGCCCGGGUUCCGCUUCCACCCCACCGACGACGAGCUCGUCGGCUACUACCUCAAGCGCAAGGUCGACAACCUCAAGAUCGAGCUCGAGGUCAUCCCCGUCAUCGAUCUCUACAAGUCCGAGCCAUGGGAGCUGCCAGAGAAGUCGUUCCUGCCGAAGCGCGACCUGGAGUGGUUCUUCUUCUGCCCGCGCGACCGCAAGUACCCCAACGGGUCGCGCACCAACCGCGCCACGGCCACGGGGUACUGGAAGGCCACCGGCAAGGACCGCCGCAUCGCCUGCGACGGCGGCGUCUACGGCCUCCGCAAGACGCUCGUCUUCUACCGCGGCCGCGCACCCGGCGGCGAGCGCACCGACUGGGUCAUGCACGAGUACCGGCUCUGCCAGGACCUCGCGCACGGCGCCUGCAACUUCAUCGGUGCUUACGCGCUGUGCCGCGUGAUCAAAAGACACGAGGCCGGGCUGCUGCAGGGAGAGCCGGCGGCCAAGGUGAAAGGGGCCAGCAACGCGGCCGGCGGGAGAGGGCAGAUGAGCAAGGUCUCCAGCAGCUCGUCCCUCGUCAGCAGCGAGCAGCUCAGCGCGUUCACGCCCACCAAUUCCAGCCCGCCGCCUCCUACUCUGGAUAUGAGCAGGGGAAUGUGCACGAUGGCUGAAUCCGGCAACACGUACCAGAGUCCACUCGCGUACGGCGGAGACGCGACGGCGACGGCCACCACCGGGCUGCCGUCGAGCCCGCUGCCCCCACCCCUGUUCAUGCCCAGCGACCACUCGUCCCCGCACGACACGUUCUUCAUCGGCGACGUCUUCCCCGCCGAGUCUCGUUCGCACGCGCCGCCGCUCUUCGGCGGCGGCGACAUGGGGAUGGGCGCCGUGGAGCACGAGCUGAGAUGGGACAGCUUCGCCUACCCGAACACGUUCUCAAAUGGUGCCGAGAUGUGGAACGCGGCGGCGAGCCCGAUGCUGUGCAGGCAGGCGAGCGACGGCGGCGGCGUCGACGACCUGGCGGCGUUCUUCUUCUCGGAGGACAACAGGAUCGUGUUCUGACCUCGAGAGGAAUGACCAAGCGACGAUGCCCCUGAUUCGCAUGCUCCUGAAGAUGGCAUGUUUGACUCUGGGAAAUAAGACUUUUCGGUGACCUGCUGCUUCCUGCUCCCAGAAAUGGCGGUAUAUUUUUCAGCCACGGUACGGGAGCUAGCGUAUAUAUACAUAUAUGUAUUAUGUAUACGUGUUUAAUUUUAUACAGGAUAUCCGUGCCUUUUAUAAGUUGGUAAAGAUACUAAGAUAUAAAAGGCUGUUGGGUACUAUUGGCUACAGAGUGAUGGCACCAUUUUAGUACAGUCUUCUCCUCUGUAGCACGGUCGUGUUGUGUACCGUCUCACCUUUUUUUUUUCUAAUGUGUGUGUUCUCUUCUUCAUUCUCUAUGUACUCCUGUGCUUGUCCUGUACUGUGUACCGUCGAGCUAGUACUACAAUGCAAUACCAAUAUAUUGCAGUGCUUUGUAGCCUUGUUAAUUUCA